UCUGACCCCAUCCCAGAGGUACCUUGUCCCUCCCCGGGGCUGGUGUCCCUGCGGUGGAGCAGCCUGGCCCCAGGCAGUGAUGUGGCGCAGAGAGGGGGUCCCCACGCUGUUCCACAGCCCUCGCCUGCCCCGCAGAGGGGCACCCCAGGGGGCUGCUGCCGGUGCUGUGUGUGGGCACCCGGGCAGCGGCCCGUGGGGGUCCAUGGCGCCUGGUGUCUUUGCAGGGACCUGACGGAGAACCCGCUGACAACCCUCCCCAACGGCUCCUUCCUGGGCUUCACCCACCUGCAGUGCCUCGCGCUGCCGCUGCCGCUGGAGUGCCCGGGUGGGAGCAGCGCCUGGGAGGAGGUGACGACAAACGGGAGCAGCCGGCUCUGCCAAGGCCAGAGGAACCCCUGCAACGGCUCUGGGGAGCUCGCCUGGCCGUGCCCUGAGAACGCCGCCUGUGCCCCCGACGGCCCCGGCCUCGUCCAGUGCCUCUGUGACAGCCCCUUCCAUGGCUACAAGUGCCUGCGGGAGGGCACAUUCCCCGUGCUGCUCUUCUGCGGGAUCCUGGGAGCCACCACCAUGGCCCUGGCCCUCCUGCUGUGGGGCACCCAGCGCCGGAAAGCCAAGACCCCCUGAGCGGGGAGGGGGCGUCUGUGCCAGGGCCUCUGCGGAGGCCAGGGGCAGGGUCAGGGGCUCUGGGUCCCAGGGGGGUCCGUGCCCUGGGGUCUGGCUCGCCAUGUGGGGGCUGGGGAUGAAUAAAACUCGCAGCAGCCUCA
Molecule: messenger RNA, 764 nt
Organism: Phalacrocorax carbo (great cormorant)
Lineage: Eukaryota; Metazoa; Chordata; Aves; Suliformes; Phalacrocoracidae
Source: RefSeq, a predicted model, not a curated record